This is a messenger RNA of Seriola aureovittata, 5147 nucleotides long. RefSeq names its product TEA domain family member 1b (gene tead1b). Gene Ontology annotation, molecular function: DNA-binding transcription factor activity, RNA polymerase II-specific; RNA polymerase II cis-regulatory region sequence-specific DNA binding. The transcript has 14 exons. Lineage: Eukaryota; Metazoa; Chordata; Actinopteri; Carangiformes; Carangidae. Gene Ontology annotation, biological process: regulation of transcription by RNA polymerase II; embryonic organ development; hippo signaling. Gene Ontology annotation, cellular component: transcription regulator complex. The record is from RefSeq and is a predicted model, not a curated record. The coding region runs from base 415 to 1803 and encodes 462 amino acids.
UUCAUUCCUCUUCUCAUUCCGAGCAUUCUUCGCAUCUCUGUCAGUGCGCGAAGCGAUUCACCUACACCUUCCUGGCUGGCUCAGAAACACCAGAAUAACUUGACAUAGUAUUAAAAAUACCCAGUAACAUCACAUUACCAAAAGAAAGGGACAUUUUUAUAUGAGAUAUCAAUAACGAGUUGGCUCUGCCGGGAGUUGUUGGAGAUUUCACCGGAGCAUUUUCGGACCACCUCGAAGAAAACGCUGGAGAGACUUGUUGCUUCAACACGUUUGACGGUGCUUUUUUUUAAAUCGUCAUCGAAGUUUUGUGUCUCUCCCUAGUCUGCUCCAGGCUUAAGCUUGGAGAGCCCAACCGCCACGAUUGAUCCCAGCAGCUGGAGCGGCAGUGAGAGCCCUGCCGAGGAUCUGGAGAGGAUGAGCGACUCGGCAGACAAGCCCGUAGACAAUGAUGCCGAGGGGGUGUGGAGCCCUGACAUUGAACAGAGCUUCCAGGAGGCCCUGGCUAUCUAUCCUCCUUGUGGACGCAGGAAGAUCAUCCUUUCUGAUGAGGGAAAGAUGUACGGUCGAAAUGAGCUGAUAGCUAGAUACAUCAAGCUUCGGACCGGGAAGACGAGGACUCGUAAGCAGGUGUCUAGUCACAUACAGGUCUUAGCAAGAAAGAAAGUUCGAGAAAUCCAAGCUGCCAUUAAGGUACGUCUGGCUUUGCCCAGUUGUAGGGGGCUUUUCAUUGCCAUGGUUACAGGCUCUUCCUUUGUUUUCCUCCCCUCCCCUACCCCGCAGGUGUCUAGUCACAUUCAGGUUCUUGCCAGAAGGAAAUCUCGUGAGUUUCAUUCCAAGCUAAAGGUUACAAGCAUGGACCAAGCCGUGAAGGACAAAGCCCUCCAGAGCAUGGCCUCCAUGUCCUCGGCUCAGAUCGUCUCUGCCACGGCUAUUCACAACAAGCUCGGCCUGCCAGGCAUCCCGCGCCCAGCCUUCCCUGGAGCAGGGUUAUGGCAGGGUAUGAUAUCGGCCGGUCAGCCAGGAUCAUCACAAGAUAUUAAGCCUUUCACCCAGCAAGCCUAUCCCACCCAGCCAACAGUCACAACAGCCAUCUCAAGUUACGAGCCCACAGCAGCUCCAGCGCCCACAGCACCAGCAUGGCAGGGCCGCUCCAUUGGUACAUCUAAACUCCGACUGGUGGAGUUCUCCGCCUUCCUCGAGCAACAGAGGGACCCAGACUCAUACAACAAGCACCUAUUUGUACAUAUCGGGCAGACGAAUCAUUCCUACAGUGACGCCCUGCUGGAGUCGGUGGACAUUCGUCAGAUUUAUGAUAAAUUUCCAGAAAAGAAAGGAGGACUGAAGGAGCUGUACGGAAAAGGUCCCCAGAAUUCCUUCUUCCUUAUAAAAUUCUGGGCUGACUUGAACUGCAACAUUCAAGAUGAUACUGGAUCUUUCUAUGGAGUCACUAGUCAGUAUGAGAGCUCGGAGAACAUGACCAUUACAUGUUCAACAAAGGUCUGCUCCUUUGGCAAACAGGUGGUCGAGAAAGUUGAGACUGAAUAUGCACGAUUUGAGAAUGGACGCUUUGUCUACCGAAUAAGCCGGUCUCCCAUGUGUGAAUACAUGAUCAACUUCAUCCAUAAGCUAAAACAUCUACCAGAGAAAUAUAUGAUGAACAGUGUGCUGGAGAACUUCACUAUCUUAUUGGUGGUGACGAAUAGAGAUACCCAGGAGACGCUGCUAUGUAUGGCGUGUGUGUUUGAGGUUUCAAACAGCGAGCACGGCGCCCAGCAUCAUAUCUACAGACUGGUCAAGGAAUGAGAGCUUCCCCUCAACCCCUUUCUUUUCAUAGACUUACCAACCUCAAAACAAGUGGCAGUGCCUCUACCUGAAAGUCACACCUACAAUGCUUUUUGGUCAUGGUAUCGGGUGAAGUCAGUUGUUUUAAAUUUGUUUUGAUAUAAGUGUUUGUUAUUUGACUGCAGCUGUGAAUUGCGGUACAGUUGUUUUAUGUUUAAAUACGGGAAUUACGCGUUUAAAAGAUGUUGAGUUGGUCUCUGUUGAGUAUAAAUGUGGCCGUUCUUAAAGAAUUUACUAGAUUCAUUUGGUAAAUGGAAAUAUGUGUGUUGUCUUCUUCUGCUUUGUUACGUAGACUAAAGGAAAAAAAAACAACAAAAAAAAAACAGAUGCUGGCCUUUUCUACCAGCAACCUGAUGUGGUCUUUGUAAUAUGUUUGAGUGUGUUUUUAUAUGUCUGUAGUUCAUAAUUUAUGAGCAUACAUACUGUAGAUAUACAGACAUGCACCCACAGUCAAUAGAUUUUCCAAAGAAACAAUACUAACACAACACUACAUAUAUAGUAGCUGAAAGCAAGUGGUUGUGAAUAUUGCAAAAUUACAGUUAUAUUAAAAAAAAAAAAAAAAAUCAGCUUUCAGAAGUAUAUUUAUCCCCGUUGAAGCACUCCAAGUCUUAGACACUAAGAGCAGAAUGAAUGCACUGUGAAAAUACUACAAAUGUUUUGCCUGCGUCUGCUCCAUAAAUGUAGAGAAGUCUUACCACCUGCUAAACAUUUCUGUGCUGCAAACGAGUCUUUCCUCUGUGACAACUGAUAAGAGAAUUUUUAGGUUUUAGACAGGUGAAAGUACUGCUAAAAAUUACACUAACCGGACUCUCAUCUUGUCCAAAAGCACUUUGUUCCCCUUCCUGGACUUGCCUUAGUAAUGUUUUUUUUUUUUUUUUUUUUUUUUGUUAGAGCUGUGGUUUUAGAACAGGUUAAAUAUCAUGACACUAUAAAUCACUUGUAGACAGCAGGCUUUGUUCAAUAUGCUGUGGCUUUGCCCCUUGAAAGACUCAGAAUAUCUUUUCCCCUCUGGGAUCACGGUGUAAUAACUCCAAGCCAGAGAGUUGCUGCCUUCAUGUUCACACUAUGUUCACAUGUUUCUGUGGCCUACACCGAUCCUGAGCCUUAAACAUGUUAUACCUGUGUGUGAACUCCAAAAGAUGCCACUAAAACUGUGAUCUCUACGUGGGAAUACUCUUCAUACGUUUGCAUUGUGUAAGAAAUUCACAAUACAAUCUGCCAAAGUGUAAGUGUACAGUGCCUUAGAAUAUAUUCUGAUAUUACCAUUUGUUUUGUUUUAAGUCUAAAAAUCAGUUAAGUGGAUGAGACGGGCAAAAAUGUCUCACUGCUUGUACUUGGUACAUUUCCACAUCUGAGAGAUUGUUUCUUAUAAUUGGUACAGUCCUAAAAAUACAGUUUUUGUUGGUUUUUUAGAGGCAGCAUACUAAUGUUAAAUUACGUUUGCAAAAUUAAGGUUAAAAACGGUCAUAAUACAGGUUAUAUUUUUCUCUAACUGUAAUAUGUUCCUCAAAUGUCAGCCUUUUUCUGAGAGUGUACUACAAACACAGACCGACUGCCUUUCCUGUUGUAAAAGACCAAAAAUACAGAGAUACAGUCAAUCUUUUGUCAUGUCCUGCAUGGUAGCAAGGAAGUGCCUUUGGUUUAAAUUUUUUCCAGCUUCAAAAAGAUCAAACACAAACUAAAAAUUAAAUGUUGCUAGACCAAAAAUGAGACAUAAGUGAAACCAAUCACCACAUUGCCUUUUCAAAGGAUUAUAAUGACAGCAGGGGAAAGCUGGUUACUGGUAAAAUAAAUAAAUGGUAUAAUCAUUUUUAUUACAUUGUAAAUUGAUUUCACAAAUGAUGUAUUUGAAGAAAACCUAUUUCUUUGCUUGAGGUCAAAGACUGAAAAACCUGCUGAUAACAUACAGCCGCUGACUGCAUGCAGGAUGUCAACUCCAAAAACACUGCAGCUGUCUGCUUCUUGCACACUUGCAGGUUCAAGUGUUUUGUUUUGUUUUUUUUGUUUUUUUUAAAAAAGAAACAUUGGGGUUUCCUCUUUCCCGCGACCACGUGCUCGCACGAUGUGAAAACCACAGAAAACAUCAGACUCUCUCAAUGUUACCUUUGACGAUGCAGACACAGCUGUGAUGUCGACGAGGCAGGGACCAACACGAGCUUUUAUCAUUUAUUAUCUCUCUCAAUGAAAAGUGAAAGUUUAUUUAACAGUAAGUCUACAGAACAAUUUGGAACUGUUUAAAUGUGGCUAAAGCUGAAAUUGUUUCCAAAACCUGUUUGAGAUGCUGUUUCAGAAACUAAUUUUUCACAACUGCCAGUGUGGACGAGGCCGUCGAGGUUAAUAUACUUUUCACCGUAAGGACCAUAGAUGCUCAGACAUUUACUGUUUCUUAAAAAAAUAAAAAGUUACAAUCAUCUAAAGUAUUUUAAUAGAAGAAGCUCUAAAUAAUUGCAGACAAUGUCUCUGGUGGACGCAGAUAAAGUUCAAUCAUUCAGUAUUUUUGCCACAGUCCUGUGGACACUGUGGGGUUUUAAUAGGCUUUUUUAUGUUUACCCUGUGUAUCCGUUCACAUUUAUUGAUUACUUAGUGAGAUGUUCCUGUUUUCUUAUUGUACUUGUAUACAGUUGUACUUGGUUUUGUGAUGACAUUGUCUGUAUAUUGCAAGCCCAAUAAGAUGGUAAUGAUGUUACUGCUGCACUGCUGGUACAUUUUAACAUGUCGUUUCAACACUUAAAAAAAAACAGCAGGGCUGAUGCCUUCAAUGGCAUGAAUGUCUGGUGGACCAUUUGAAGAGAAAAUGGACACACACACACACACGCACGCGCGCACAGAAAAAUCAGCUAAGUCAAGGAAUCAUGCUACAAACAUAUCAGCAGUUUAGCUCUUGUUAUUUGUAAUUCUGUUGAAGAGUAGGUACUGGUACCUUUUUGUUUUAUGACCAUUUUCAGAUGGUGGCUUUAAAAAUGAUUCUUCACAUAGCUCACAUAUAGUUGUUAUACACACAUUUGGGUUUUGUGUGCAGAUGUUUUUUUUGUUUGUUUGGUUUUUUUUUUUGUAAAAAGGUGCUUUGUACAAAAUUAUCUUAGCUUUUCUUGGUACAGAUGUGUGAUAUAUUUCCAUAUCCAUGACAGUAAAGUGUUGGAGCAAAGGAGAGAAAAGAAGCUUUGCUAUGUUUCUGUGUUCUGCGUAUGGUCGUGUCUUUGCUCCGUAACAUUAUGAUGCCUUCUUGAUAAUAGUAGUUAUUUUGUAGCUUUCUAGAUACUUUGUAUGUAUGCAAUAUUGAAGUUAAAUAAAUCUGAAAAAUAUUC